GCCCUCCACUGCGGAAAUUGCGGAGCAUUCCAACCCAACCCGACCCGAUCCAUGGCCGCCGCCGCCGCCGGCGACUGGACCGUCGUCCGCCGCCGCGGCCGCCGCCGAGGUGACGCGGCGGGGGACGCCGCCUCGCAACCGGACGCUCCACCGCCUCUCCCCGUCACCCCGAUCCCCUGGUCCCCCUCCGACCCCUCCCUGGACCCCGCGCACGUCUCCCGCCUCGUCGACCGCGCCCGCGCCGCCAUCUCCCGCGUCGUCGCCUCCCGCCUCUACGGGCGCCUCCUCCUCCCGGGAUCCCCGCUGCGGCGCCGCCUCGCCCUCCUCGCCCCCACGCGGCUGUCGCUUCUCGGUGUCGGCAGCUUCGAGAACUCCCCCUCAUCCCGCCUCCAGCUCGCGCUCGCCGCGCUCCUCCGCCGCGACCUCCUCCUCCUCCCGGAAUCCUCCGCCCACGCCGACCUCUUCGACCCCGUCCUCUCCGCGGCCGAGUGCGCCGCGGCGGCGGCGCUGGGCUUCACCGUGCCAGGCGUCAACGACGGGUGCCGCCGCCGCGCCGACGAGCCCACCCUCUUCUACAUGCCACACUGCGAGGCGUCGCUCUACGAUGCCCUCCUCGCCGCCAACUGGGAGCCACCCUCGCAGCUCCGCCAUGUCUGCGUGCUCGGCAACAGCUUCCGCAACUACGCGAUCCAGGCGGAGGAGAACAGAUCGGGCCCUGCCGCCAGGGCCAAGCACGUCCUCGCGGCGGAGCGGUUCGCGUGGGAGGAGCGGGUCAGCGAGAAGGGCGGCGUGGAUGACGACGACGACGACGUGUUCAACCGCGCGUUCAACGAAACGAGCUGGCAUUUCUUCGAGGUGGAUGACGCCGCCGACUUGGCUGCCGCCGUCGCCUCCACCGGAGGACGGAGAUAAGUUCCGAAGUACUCUUCUUAAUUUCAGUACUCGUGACUGUAAUUGUAAGAGCAUUGUUUGUCCAAUUGGAUGCUUUUGGUGAUCAAUACUCGAUAUUUACAUCUUAAUUAGCUACACCGUGUUACUUA
Messenger RNA from Oryza sativa Japonica Group (Japanese rice), 1040 nucleotides. Its product is annotated as protein SENSITIVITY TO RED LIGHT REDUCED 1. The record is from RefSeq and is a predicted model, not a curated record. Lineage: Eukaryota; Viridiplantae; Streptophyta; Magnoliopsida; Poales; Poaceae. Gene Ontology annotation, biological process: microtubule-based process. Gene Ontology annotation, cellular component: cytoplasm; nucleus.